Molecule: messenger RNA, 3705 nt
Organism: Penicillium longicatenatum
Lineage: Eukaryota; Fungi; Ascomycota; Eurotiomycetes; Eurotiales; Aspergillaceae
Product: cation-transporting P-type ATPase PCA1
Exons: 2
Coding region: 1-3705 (1234 amino acids)
Biological process (GO): monoatomic cation transport
Cellular component (GO): membrane
Molecular function (GO): ATP binding; metal ion binding; ATPase-coupled monoatomic cation transmembrane transporter activity
Source: RefSeq, a predicted model, not a curated record
AUGGGGUGCGAUUAUUGCGGCCCACCUGAUGCUACGCCACUCGCGGCUCCAAGUGAGAAGACGAGCAGUUGCCAGGAUUCUUGCUGCGAUAGCGACGACGCUAAGCCUCUUGACACUACGGCCUCGGGUCUGAAAGAGCCCACCCCGGAGAAACCAGAUGAUUGCUGCUCUCCUGGCAAAUGUGCGGACAGUAAAACCGAGAAUCCUACCGACGCCCCUGCCUGCUGCCGUGGCAAAGUCAGCCCAUGCUGCGACACGUCUUGCCUUGACCGUUUGGCUAUGCGGGAAUGCGAGGUGAGUGCUACGGCUGUUCCCGGCCCAAACAGUCAGCCAAACACUUGCGGUGGAGCUACCGACCGCAAGGCAUGCAGCCAACAUCGUCUCUCUGCCCUCGACCGCUACGGCGCUACUCUAAAAGCCCUAGGAUGUAUCUGCCGCGCUCUCAUUGCUCUUGGCCAGGAAACCUGCUGUGAAAUUCGCGAGCCACAGUCACUGGACGGGAAGCAGUGCUCUAAGAAGUCAUCUGCUCGCUCCUUUGGCACUUCACUGGAUUCCUGCAACAGCAACGACUCCGUGACCAAGGACCAGGCCGCGCAGAACCGUCUUCGCCUGCGAAGGGGUUCUUGUGAAAGGACCAGGUUCGUCAACAAGGCGUCCGCGGAUGCUUGCAUUGUCUCUUUUUGUCCGAAGGGCAAGCCCGCCAAGAAGCCUCCUUUCAAAAGCAAGUGCUCGAAGCCGUGCUGCUCUGAGGACACACCCGUCACAGCUCCAUUCGUCAUGGACCACUGUACCAAGUCUUACCACUCCCUCGAAAAGCCCGCGAAGCAGCCUGCUGCCCAAACCCGACGCCCGGAUUCUUGCUGCUCGGAGACUUCCCAUGUCGAAGAAUCCCCUCGCAAGGGCGGGUGCCCCGGAUCUUGCUGUCCCAGCGACCAGCGUGUCAAAAACAAUGACACCAAGAGCGUUUAUGGGGACUCGUGCUGCUCGAAGCUCAAACCCGUUGUUGAACCUCUAGCUAGUGGGGGUGCAGGGUCUUUUUGUGGAACAGCUAAGAACACGAUGACCAAAGAGCUUCCCAAUGCCGUCUCCUCUGGCUCCUGCUGCAAGCCAGCAAAGCAGGAUAUCGUGAAGACUCCUGUAACUAGUUGCGCGGGUUCUUGCUGCACAGAAAUGCAACCGGCCAGCCCUCAAGGCACUUGCACCGAUGCUUGCUCCUCCUCUGCUGUGCCCGAUCCUUGUUCAGAGAUUGAGAAAGCCUCGAUUCAGGUCAUCACCGACAUAGAGAAUCAGAGUACCGGUAAGGAACAUAUUGUUCUCAGCAUUUCUGGCAUGACUUGUACUGGUUGCGAGACAAAGCUCAACCGAACCCUCGUUACUGUCCCUGCCGUCAAAGACCUGAAAACCAGUCUGGUUCUCUCGCGAGCCGAGUUCAACAUUGAUCUUCGCCUUGGCUCAGUGGAGGAAGUCAUGAAACAUCUAGAGCGAACCACUGAAUUUAAGUGCGAAAGAGUCCAGGACCAGGGAUCUAGCCUAGAUCUUAUCGUCCCUGAUGAGCCCUCGAAAUUCAUUAGUCAGAAGUGGCCGGACGGAGUUCUUGAGAUGGCACCCGUGGACAAGCACACCGUGCGAGUUGCAUUUGAUCCGAAGAUUGUGGGAGCUCGAGACCUCAUCGAAAAGAUCUGGGGUCCGCCAAUUGACCUUGCUCCUCUACGCGGUGACCCUUCGCUGGAGGCUGGCAGCAAGCACGUUCGUCAUGUCCGAUACAUGACGCUUGUCUCCGCUGUCUUGACGAUUCCGGUCCUGGUCAUGGCAUGGGCUUCGCUUCCUGAGAGGGAGGUGGCAUAUUCUUCGGCUUCACUCACCUUGGCCACGAUUGUUCAAGUUGUCAUAGCAGGGCCUUUCUAUCCCAAGGCCCUGAAGGCUCUCAUUUUCUCGAAGGUUAUCGAGAUGGACCUCUUGAUCGUCUUGAGCACCAGUGCUGCCUACAUCUUCUCGGUGGUCUCCUUUGGGUACCUCAUUGCAGAGCAGCCCCUUUCGACUGGUCAAUUCUUUGAAACGAGCACUCUUUUGGUCACCUUGAUCAUGGUCGGUCGAUGGGUUGCCGCUUUUGCUCGUCAGAGAGCUGUUGAAUCCAUUUCUAUCCGGUCACUUCAGGCGUCGACAGCCAUCCUUGUCGACCAAAAGAGCGGAACUGAACGUGAGAUUGAUACCCGACUUCUUCAAUACGGCGACAUCUUCAAAGCUCUCCCUGACACCAGAAUUCCGACCGACGGCACUAUCAUCAAUGGGUCUUCUGAGGUUGAUGAGUCUAUGAUCACUGGUGAAUCUAAACCGGUAGAGAAACAUCCCAAGUCUGUGGUGAUUGCUGGGUCUAUCAAUGGACCUGGGGUUAUUACUGUUCGACUGAACCGUUUGCCUAGCGAUAACACUAUCAAUGCCAUUGCUGCGAUGGUCGAUGAGGCCAAAUUGUCGAAACCCAAGCUGCAGGAUCUCGCAGACCGGGUAGCAUCUUACUUCGUCCCGGUUGUGCUGGCAUUGACAAGCAUCACGUUCGUCAUCUGGGUUGCAGUAGGCAUGACUAUUCGUGGUUAUGAUGGAUCCGAAGCUACGAUUCAGGCCAUCACCUACGCCAUUAGUGUUCUCACCGUCUCUUGCCCCUGCGCCAUUGGACUGGCUGUUCCCAUGGUCAUUGUGAUUACCAGCGGAGUCGCGGCGGAAAGAGGUAUCAUCUUUAAGUCAGCUGAUGCUAUUGAAGUGGCUCAUAAGACGUCUCACGUCGUGUUUGACAAGACUGGGACCUUGACUCAGGGAAAGCUUUCUGUCGUCACGAAGGCCUGCUACGACGUGGACAAGCUCCCGCUUCUUCUAGGCCUCAUCGAAAACAGUCGACAUCCAGUCUCAGUUUCUGUGGCUGCUCACCUCAAGGAUGCCGGAGUUAUGUCUUCGACUGUUCCUGAGCCCAAGAGCCUUACUGGCAAAGGUGUUGAAACCACCUUCGGUGGCCGGAAACUUCGAGCAGGCAAUUCUCGCUGGCUGAAUUUAUCGGAAAAUGAACUGAUUCAACGAAUACUUGCUCAAGGGUACACUGUCUUCUGCUUUACUAUCGACAAUGCGUUACAGGCGGUCUAUGGUCUUGACGACGAGAUUCGACCUGACGCUGCGGGGACGAUUGAGACCUUGCAGAAGCGUGGCGUCUCGGUACAUGUCAUUUCUGGCGACGAUGACGGAGCUGUUCAGUCUUUGGCGUCCAAGCUUAGCAUUCCUGGCGGCAAUGUGCGUUCUCGAAGCUCGCCCGCCGACAAGAAGGACUACAUCCAGGCGCUCCUCGGUACUGGCAUAGAUAGUAAGAAACCGGUUGUUGUUUUUUGCGGUGACGGCACGAACGACGCCGUUGCUCUCGCACAGGCUACGAUCGGCGUCCACAUGAACGAAGGCACGGAUGUCGCGCAAUCUGCCGCGGAUGUGGUCCUCAUGCGGCCUUCUCUGGCUGGUAUCGUCACUAUGAUGGACGCUAGUCGGAAAUCUGUCAACCGCAUCAAGUUCAACUUUACAUGGAGCUUCGUGUACAACACCUUUGCAGUCCUUCUCGCUGCGGGUGCUUUUGUCAAUGCAAGAAUUCCUCCAGAGUUUGCGGGACUGGGAGAGUUGGUGAGUGUGUUGCCAGUCAUUGCUGCUGCGCUGCUUCUGCGCUGGUCGAAGAUCUAG